Messenger RNA from Sphaerulina musiva SO2202, 1368 nucleotides. RefSeq lists its product as uncharacterized. NCBI's taxonomy places the organism in Eukaryota, Fungi, Ascomycota, Dothideomycetes, Mycosphaerellales, Mycosphaerellaceae. The coding region runs from base 1 to 1368 and encodes 455 amino acids. Gene Ontology annotation, biological process: transcription by RNA polymerase I. The record is from RefSeq and is a predicted model, not a curated record. The transcript has a single exon.
AUGGCCAAGAAAGCAGAGACGAAAGCUGCUGCGCCCAAGAGGGCAAAGGCGCAGGACAAGACGACGACGAAGAAAAGCACAAAAUCGAAAUCUAAGGUGGCUGGCUUGAGCGAGGAACGGAUUGUCGAUUCGGAGUCUGAAGGAGACACGCCAGCCGUAAAGCUAGAAAUAAACAGCCCCAAGCCAGUGAAGGGGAAGGACAAGAAAGAGAAGAAGUCGGCGACGAUAUCAGCUCCAGCACCUCCUCCGCCGAAAAAAGAGCCUACGCCCAGCAGCAGCGAUGACAGCAGCGAAGAGGAGUCCGCCGACGAAGAUGAGGAGAUGGCUGAUGCGCCAGCGCUCAAGAAGCCAGACACCGUGCCUGUCAAAGUCAAUGGCGUGAAACGAAAGGCGGAAAGCGUGAGUUCGUUGGAGGACGGAGAAUCGAGCGACGACGAGACCAGCGACGACGAUGCGAAGCCUGAUGCGAAGCGCGUGAAGACGGCGCUGAAAGAUGCAGGCGAAGUAGAGCAGGUCGGAGAGGUAGCCUCGAGCGGCGACGAAGAGACGGACAGCGAAAGCGAGAGUCAGAAAGAGGACGAACAAGAACCUUCUGCGGAUACUGCGCCUGCGCCGCGAGCUGCUCAGCACGUGAAUCUCGAAAACAUACCAGUGCAACCUUUCCGGCCGCCCAAUGGCUAUCGGGAUGUGGACGUGACAGAUGUCACAUUCUCUGCGAAAAGCUUCGCGGGUCAGCAGAUAUGGCACAUUGUAGCCCCCAGGAACGUCUCCCUCAAAUCUAUCAGCGACGUGGCUUUGGACGCAAUCAGCUCUGGAGCCACUGUGCUCACUCACAAGGGAACCGAAUACAGCUUGAGCGAAGACACGAGCACGAAGAACCAAUGCUUUAGCGUGGCAGUGCCGAGCAACACGAGCUAUCAUGGGAUCCCACAGCCUAUAUCGCGAACACUAUACCUCAAGCAGAAAGUGACUCUUCCGAACCUCAGCAAAAAGCAAGCAGAUGUGAAUACGGGCAGCAGCGCUGCGGCAGAUGUUGCUCAACCCUCCAUCAGCGAUAUACGACCACAGCCGAAAGGGAUGAGAAUGAGAUACAAGCCUGCUGGAUUUGGCCCUGGCGAUCCUGGCCUUGGCUCCGACAGCGAAGAGGAUGGUGGACCGGCCAAGGCAAACGGCAGCAAAUUGCAGUUUCCAAAGACAAUCGGGGCACAUGGUGCGGCUGUUGAAGCACAGAAUGCGGAUAAACCCCAAACGAAGAAGACGAAGAAGGACAGAGGGGACUCGAAAGGUGAGCUCAGCAAAGAAGAGAAAAAGAAGCUGAAGGGUGAGAAGAAGGCGAGAAAAGAAGCAAAAGCAGCCAAGGCGACAUGA